Molecule: messenger RNA, 1863 nt
Organism: Pleuronectes platessa (European plaice)
Lineage: Eukaryota; Metazoa; Chordata; Actinopteri; Pleuronectiformes; Pleuronectidae
Product: sodium- and chloride-dependent neutral and basic amino acid transporter B(0+)-like
Exons: 15
Coding region: 1-1863 (620 amino acids)
Biological process (GO): sodium ion transmembrane transport
Cellular component (GO): membrane
Molecular function (GO): L-proline transmembrane transporter activity
Source: RefSeq, a predicted model, not a curated record
AUGUGGGAUUGUUUUUCAAAAAAAUUCAAAGAUGACCCUAUUCUUUCAGAUCAGGAUUGUCAACUGGAUAAUGGUGAUGAGAAUGCUGAGCGUGGGAACUGGACAAACAAGAGAGAAUACAUGCUCUCUUUGAUCGCCUAUGCUAUUGGCCUGGGAAAUAUCUGGAGAUUUCCCUAUGUUGCCUACAAGAAUGGAGGGGGUGCCUUUCUCAUUCCUUAUUUCCUGAUGUUGGCUUUAUGUGGAAUCCCUGUUUUCUUCCUGGAAAAUGCCAUCGGUCAGUUCUGCAGCCAAGGUCCAGUCAACAUGUGGAGAGCUGUGCCGAUGCUACAGGGUCUUGGCCUCUCCGUAGUCAUAGUAAACAUAUUGACGGUAGUUUAUUAUAAUGUCAUCAGCACCUACAGCCUGUACUACUUGUUCGCCUCCUUCCAGUCUCCUUUGCCGUGGUCUAGCUGCUUCAGUUGGGCGGACAGUAACUGCAGCAGCACACCCAGAGUGUCUUGUAAUGUAAGUGGUGUUCUAGUGGCCAACUGGACUCAGGAAAACAUCACUUGUCCUUCAUCUGACGUGAUCAGGGCUCCAGUGCAGAGUCCAAGUGAACAGUACUGGGAUCGUGUGGCUCUGCAGAGAUCCAGUGGUCUGGAUGAAACAGGACCAAUAGUCUGGCAUUUGGCCCUUUGUCUGCUGCUGAGCUCCCUCCUUGUUGCUGCAGCUCUUUUUAAAGGUAUCAAGACUUCAGGAAAAGUUGUAUAUUUCACAGCUACAUUUCCUUAUGUGGUGAUUUUGAUCUUGCUGAUCAGAGGUGUGACACUAGAGGGAGCCGCAGAAGGCAUAGCUUACUAUAUUGGUUCAGGAUCCAAUUUCACUAAACUGAUGGAACCAGAGGUCUGGAAGGAUGCAGCAAUUCAGACUUUAUAUUCCUUGUCCAUUGGAGUGGGAGGUGUUCCGACCCUUGCUUCCUAUAACAAUUUCAACAACAACAUGCUUGUGGACUCAGUUGUUGCAUGCCUUACUAACCAUGUUUCCAGUGUGUAUGCAGGCUUCGCCAUAUUUUCGAUUUUGGGUCACAUGUCUUACAUCUAUGGACAACCUGUUGAAAGUGUGGUGAAGGAAGGGUUUUCCCUGGCAUUCAUUGCAUAUCCAGAUGCUCUGGCUAAAAUUCCCAUUUCCCCCCUGUGGUCCGUACUGUUCUUUUCAAUGCUUACAAUAGUUGGCCUGGAUUCUCAGUUUACAAUGAUAGAGGUGACCAGCAGCUGUUUAAUUGAUACCUUCCCUGAAACCCUUCGAUCCAAACGUCCCUUUGUGAGUCUAGGGUCAUGUAUCUUCAUCUUCCUCCUGGGCCUGCCAUGUGUGACAACGGCAGGAAUAUACUGGGUAACUCUAAUCGACCAUUUUGCUUCGACCUGGGUGCUGCUUAUUUUGGUUGCUAUGGAGGUCCUUGGCUUCGCCUACAUUUAUGGAGUAAACAAUUUAAUUAAAGACAUUGAGAUGAUGAUUGGGAGGAAGAGCUUUUGCUUCUGGCUGUGGUGGAGAGCAUUUUGGCUCUUCAUCAGCCCCUUCUUCAUUUUGGUGAUCUUCAUCUGGUCUCUGAUAUACUUUGUUCCCCCCACCUAUGGAGGAGUCGAGUACCCAGACUGGGGCUUGGCUCUGGGUUGGUGCAUGUCUGCAUUCAGCCUUAUCUGGAUCCCUCUUGUCAUUGUGUAUAGGCUGAUGAGAGCAGAGGGAGGCCUCUUGGGGCGUUUGAAGUCAGUGUGCACUCCCUCUGAGGAUUGGCAUCCAUACCUUGAGAUCCACCGAGGAGAAAGGUACUCAGAAGAAAGCUGUCUGCAAAGGAAAGCAUUGUCAACAAAGAACAAGCCGAUAUAA